AUGGCGUCUAUUGCCUACAUCGCUGCCUCAGGCAACCGCUUCUCACAUUGCGCAGACUCUUCAGACUCUCUAAUCGCGUUUGGUACCUCUAUCUUGGUCGGGCUGUGGCCCAUCGAUUGGAGAUUGGUCUUCAAAAUCCAAGCACACGCAAAGGCACUGUCUGCGCUUGCGGUCUAUAAAGACACUGUGGUCACCUCCGCUUCGGAUUCUCUCGUCAAAGUUUGGAAACUGUCUCAAACUGACAACGGUAACGGGCUCUUUCUUCUCGUCGAUAUCGUGAAGUACGGACUGACCGCCGCAGGUCCAGUUUUACAAGAGCAACAAACAUUGUCAUAUGGAAAACGCUAUGCCCUUGCAUUAGCAUUGGCAUGUCUUCCUUCCGAGGUUCCCAUUGAUGUGCUCGCAGUUGGAGGAACGGAUAACAGCGUCCACCUCUGGGUCCGCUCUGAUGACUCUGCCUUCCGACAGUUCGUCCGUUCCGCAACUCUCACCGGACACGAGGAUUGGAUCAGAUGUCUCGAUUUCCAACAGUUCUCGCCUGACCAGCCAUUGGUACUCGCCUCGGGCUCCCAGGACGGAAAUGUCCGUCUAUGGAACAUCGAACCUUUCGAGAAUGUUGUAAAACCAGCAAUCAGCGAAUUGAAUGACGAUCUAUUGGAUGCUUUUGAAGCUUCAUUGAACGAACUGGGAGAAGGCGAGGAAGGCGGUAAACAAAUCUCGCUCAAGAAGCAUGUUUUGACCGCGAAAGCGUCCCAGAGAACGCUCCAAUUCUCUGUAACGUUCGACGCACUACUCAUUGGACACGAAGCCGGCCUUACAUCCUUACAUUGGAGACCAAAAACAAGCGACGAAUCCACUCCAACACUGCUGUCAACGUCCACCGACUCCUCGCUUAUCCUAUGGAUGCCAUCGAGCGUUGGAAAUAGUGCGACCCAGGAAGGCUCUUCGAUCUGGAUAAAUUAUCAACGGUUCGGAGAUGUUGGUGGACAGCGCCUGGGGGGCUUUAUCGGUGGAAUCUGGGCAGAUGGUGGAAGUGAAGCUCUUGCAUGGGGUUGGUCUGGGGGUUGGAGGCGUUGGAGAUGCAAUAGGGCAACGAACCGACAGGACGAAAGUUGGCACGAGUUAGGUGCAAUCACGGGACACAGUGGCCCAGUGAAGGGGAUAGAUUGGAGUCUAAGUGGUAACUAUCUGAUCUCGACGGGACUCGACCAGACAACGCGGAUUCAUGGCAGGAUCCCAGGUUCGUCCACUAGUGAGACUGGUCACUGGCACGAACUCGGCCGUCCGCAAGUCCACGGCUAUGAUCUCCUUGACGCUGUCUUCAUCACCGACCUCAAAUUUGCAAGUAUAGCGGAUGAGAAGGUCGUCCGCGUGUUUGAAGCUCCCCGGUCAUUUGUCGAGACUUUGGAAACUUUGCGUGUCUCUAAGUUCUCUGAAGCCGAGGUAAUCCGUGUCCGUCCUUCCAAAGCUGAAUCAUCGACUGACUUGUCACCACAGCAGGCUAGGCCGGCGGGGGCCAGCGUUCCACCGCUUGGACUCUCGAAUAAAGCAGUCGGCGAAGGUACAUCGCAGGCAUUGGCUGUCGCAGAGCUGGACAGGUCGAGGAGACCAUUCGAAGGUGAACUGGCAGCAUCUACCUUGUGGCCUGAAAUCGAGAAGAUCUUCGGCCACGGAUACGAGUCUAUCUCCCUGGCAGUUUCGAAUUCGCGUGGGUUCAUCGCGACAGCUUGCAAGGCCACAUCCGCGGAGCACGCGACUGUUCGAAUUUAUGACACUCAAAACUACAGGCUAUUCGGAGAACCACUAGCCGGACAUGUCUUGACCGUGACUCGGAUUGCGUUCAGCCCUGACGAUAAACUCAUUUUGACCGUGUCGAGAGAUCGAACGUGGAGGCUGUUCGAACUCAAAGAUGGUGCUGGGUUCGUACCGGUCGCUGCCGAUAAAAGCCAUGCUAGAAUCAUUUGGGACUGCGCUUGGGCCCCGGGGGGUAAAAUAUUCGCGACAGCGUCCCGCGACAAGACGGUAAAAAUCUGGAAGAGGAAGAGUGCCAAUGCCAACACAAGCUGGGAAUGUAUCGAGACAAUCAAGACCAUGGAAGCCGCUACUGCCGUUGCCUUUUCACCGUCUACCGAAAGACACCGUCUCGCAAUUGGCCAGGAGAAUGGUACAAUCAUCACCAUCACCACAAACCCGGGAGCAGACGACGGCUGGAAGACAGAAUUCACGGUCGAUUCAAAACUCGCCCACGUCGGGCAAAUCCAUCAGCUUUCCUGGAGACCCACAAAAGACGGCGCCAACUCUACCCAACUAGCUAGCUGCAGCGAAGAUGUUGAGUCGGACGAGACAAAUUCAAGCAUGAACAGAGAAGGGAAAGUUCAAAACUACAGCAAAAGAUGUGGUACUACAACGCCUUAUAGAGGGUAUACGGCACAGAUCUGA
This is a messenger RNA of Coprinopsis cinerea okayama7#130, 2439 nucleotides long. RefSeq names its product elongator complex protein 2. The record is from RefSeq and is a predicted model, not a curated record. Gene Ontology annotation, cellular component: elongator holoenzyme complex. Gene Ontology annotation, biological process: tRNA wobble uridine modification. The transcript has 13 exons. Gene Ontology annotation, molecular function: protein binding. NCBI's taxonomy places the organism in Eukaryota, Fungi, Basidiomycota, Agaricomycetes, Agaricales, Psathyrellaceae. Bases 1 to 2439 code for a protein of 812 amino acids.